Molecule: messenger RNA, 1012 nt
Organism: Rhopilema esculentum
Lineage: Eukaryota; Metazoa; Cnidaria; Scyphozoa; Rhizostomeae; Rhizostomatidae
Source: RefSeq, a predicted model, not a curated record
CGCGCCAUCAGGAACCGGAUUGAACCGCUCUUAAAGGCCGUAGAACUGAAGCACCGGGAAGGUACUGGCAGUUUUAGUUAUCCACUUGAAUCUUCAUUGGAGUUUGCAAUUAGCAAACCAUAUUAGCCUACGGUAAUUUAAAAGAGUCAACAAAAUGUCUGAAGGUCAACCUGAUGCCACUUUCAAACUUGUCCUAGUUGGUGAUGGAGGUACAGGAAAAACUACAUUUGUAAAGCGCCAUAGCACUGGUGAAUUUGAGAAAAAAUAUGUUGCGACUCUUGGUGUUGAGGUUCAUCCAUUAUGUUUCAACACUAACUUUGGUGUCAUCAAGUUCAAUGUUUGGGACACAGCUGGUCAAGAAAAGUUUGGUGGAUUGCGAGAUGGCUACUACAUUGCUGCACAAUGUGGAAUUAUAAUGUUUGAUGUAACUUCACGUGUCACUUACAAAAAUGUACCAAAUUGGCAUAGAGAUUUGGUACGAGUGUGUGAAAACCUUCCAAUUGUUUUGUGUGGAAACAAGGUUGAUAUGAAAGACAGAAAGGUCAAAGCAAAGCAGAUAAAUUUUCAUAGGAAGAAAAAUUUACAGUACUACGACAUCAGCGCCAAAAGCAACUACAAUUUUGACAAACCAUUUUUGUGUCUUGCAAGAAAGCUCUGUGGGGAACCAGAUCUACAUUUCACUGAAAUGCCAGCUUUAGAACCCCCAACUGUUUUCAUGGAUCCUGCAUUGGCAGCCCAGUACCAAAAAGAAAUCGAAGAUGCACAGCAGGUUCCUCUACCUGAUGAUGAUGAUGAGGACUUCAAGUAGGGGCCACAAAAUUAACACUUCCCAAUUUGUGGAGGACAACUAAGUUUCUGUGCUUGUUGAGUAUUGGAAAUUAUGUUCAGUUGUAUUUGAACAUGGCUUUGUUGCCUACGGUAUAAUGCAGCUUGAAAUAUAUUAAUGUCAGCACUUUGUCGUAAUAUUGUAACUUCGUAGUGAUUUGUUAUCAGUCUAGUGUAUAAUGAAUGA